GUUUCCGGUUGACGCUGUGUUUCGGAAAGGAGCGCGGGAGCUGCUCAGGCAGAGGUCUGGUCGGUGGGUGCGGUCUCCGGAGUUAUUUCAGAGAGAGUUCCCGCGCCUACCUCUCCUGUGGUGCGAGCGUGAGGGCUGAGAGAGAACGGAAGAGGAAUUCCCGCGCCGUGUACCCGCUUUAAGUGCCUAUUGCGAGGUGUAGGUUCCUGGUUCAGAAACGAUGACAGAGGUUCUGGAUCUCCAUGGACAGGACUCUGAUGAGGGUAGUGAGGAGGUGGUCUUAACUCCUGCGGAACUCAUUGAAAGGCUGGAGCAGGCCUGGAUGAAUGAAAAGUUUGCCCCUGAGCUCCUGGAAAGCAAGUCUGAGAUUGUGGAAUGUGUCAUGGAACAGCUAGAGCACAUGGAAGAAAAUCUCAGAAGAGCCAAGAAGGGGGAUCUGAAGGUCAGUGUCCACCGAAUGGAGAUGGAGAGGAUCCGCUAUGUCCUUAGCAGCUAUUUGCGGUGUCGACUCAUGAAGAUAGAGAAGUUUUUCCCUCACAUCCUAGAAAAGGAGAAAACACGCCCUGCAGGGGAGCCUUCCAGCCUGUCUCCAGAGGAGUUUGUCUUUGCCAAAGAGUAUAUGGAUCACACAGAGACCCAUUUUAAAAACGUUGCCUUAAAGCACAUGCCUCCCAACCUGCAGAAAGUGGACCUCAUGAGGGCAGUUCCCAAACCAGACCUAGAUUCAUACGUGUUUCUGAGAGUGAAAGAACGGCAGGAAAACAUACUAGUAGAACCAGAAGCUGACGAGCAGAGAGACUAUGUUAUUGACUUGGAGGAGGGCUCACAGCACUUGAUUCGAUACAAAACCAUUGCACCUCUUGUUGCUUCUGGAGCAGUUCAGUUGAUAUAAAACAAAGCAAGCCUGAGAACGUGGACUCACAGACAAUAGUGAAACUCCACCUCCUUUUGUGUGAAGUCAUGCAACGUGUGGACUGCAUGGACACGGAAAAGGAGUCAAGCCAGGACUCCUUUGUUGCCAUGCCCUUCUCCUAGAUAUGUUUAACCAGCACCAACAGAUGGGGCCCUGCUCUGUAUACUCAGUAAAUAAAUCAACUGUCAGUGUG
This is a messenger RNA of Rattus rattus (black rat), 1106 nucleotides long. RefSeq names its product GINS complex subunit 4 (gene Gins4). The coding region runs from base 221 to 892 and encodes 223 amino acids. Gene Ontology annotation, biological process: DNA-templated DNA replication; double-strand break repair via break-induced replication. NCBI's taxonomy places the organism in Eukaryota, Metazoa, Chordata, Mammalia, Rodentia, Muridae. The record is from RefSeq and is a predicted model, not a curated record. Gene Ontology annotation, cellular component: GINS complex. The transcript has 8 exons.